This is a messenger RNA of Plasmodium gallinaceum, 603 nucleotides long. Its product is annotated as conserved Plasmodium protein, unknown function. Bases 1 to 603 code for a protein of 200 amino acids. Lineage: Eukaryota; Apicomplexa; Aconoidasida; Haemosporida; Plasmodiidae. The transcript has a single exon. The record is from RefSeq and is a predicted model, not a curated record.
AUGCCACAUCAUUUAACAUCUUUUGUUGCUGCUUUAACAGGAUCUAUUAGUUCAGGAACUUGUUGUGGUUGCAUACCAUUUACGUUUUAUCCUUCUGUUACUCCUGCUGUUGCUUCUUCUACUGCUCCUUUAUCAGCAGCUUUGCCGAACACAGUAAUACCAACAGCAGUUGCAUCUCAAAGUGCAGUUUCAUCAACACCUGUAUUAACAAGUGUUAUGGCAUUUUUUACUCCACUUUUAAGUUUUUAUAAAAAAUGUAAUGUUUUUGGAGAAUCAUUAGAAAACAAUAAAUUAAAAGUUGACAAGAAAUGUCAAUGUAAUUUAAUUAUUGCAAAUGGACAAAUUUGUUACGACAUUACUAAUGAAAUGGAUAAAAUUUACCAAAUUGAGAGAGAGAAUUUAGAAAAUAAUACAAUUAAUGAAAAUACUUUAAAUGAAAAUGAAGUAAUUAAUGAAAGUAACGUAAAUAUUAAUGGUGAAAUAUUUAAACAAGAAAUUAUCUCAAUAGAUAAUGAAAGAUCUUUAACAAGUAGUGAAUAUUCUAUGCAUUCCUUUUUAGAAGAAAAAGAAAUAGAAAAUUAUAAAAAUGAAGAUAGUAAUUAG